Messenger RNA from Vitis riparia (riverbank grape), 717 nucleotides. RefSeq lists its product as uncharacterized. Lineage: Eukaryota; Viridiplantae; Streptophyta; Magnoliopsida; Vitales; Vitaceae. The transcript is spliced from 3 exons. The coding region runs from base 186 to 539 and encodes 117 amino acids. The record is from RefSeq and is a predicted model, not a curated record.
UUGGGUGACGAGAGCCUGCUCACUUAUUCUCUUGCAUCUCUCUCAGGUAAGUCUCAUGGGUUGAGUUACUUAUAGGGGGUUGUGGAGAGUGUUUGAAUGCAAAUACCACUCUUUUCAGUUGAAAAUUUUCCUUUUUGGGGGUCUGGGUUUUGAAAACAAAGUGGUGAAAUAUUAUCGAUAUUGACAUGACCAAGUUUUCUGGGUUCUGGGUUUUGUUCUUGGUGGUUGGGACACCUUUCAUGUUCCUUCACUGCUCCGGUUCCUCAAUUCCUGAUAUGGUCUUCACCCAUCAUGUGGGUAGUGUUACCAUGAAAGCAACAAGCAGGAAGCUGAAGGUGAAUGGCUAUGAGCAUAACUUAGGCACUGAUAAGAAGAUCAUUGCAGGGAAUGUAAAUUUGGAAGAUUAUCAUCCCAUUGAUCCAGUUCCAAGUUCAAAGGCUUCCAUAAAACCUGGACCUAUCCAACAUGGCACUCCUCUUAUUCCUUACAUUCCAAAGCCCUCACCACCUGGCCAUCCCAAGCCUGGUGGGUUUUUUUAGCUUACCAUAUAUAGAACUAUUUCUACAUAGUGUCUAUGCUAGACACCUGAAGAAUGUAGUACCUCAUAUUUCUCGUGGUUGUUCAAUUACCCUGUUUGUUGUGGUCCUCAUAUGGCCAUUGCUUAUGAUAUUUAUGUGUUUGUUAUUAUUAUGGGCCUGUAUCUGGUAAAUUACUAAA